AUGGUAAAAACUCGACACCAGUACACAAUGGAACAACAAUCAAGUAAUGCAAACAUGGAUACACAGACACAGUCAGACACAGAAAUUAAUACAGACACGCAAACGCAUCAAAAUAACCUGCUACACAUACACACAAACGCCGAAAGGAGCAACUCCGAACCAAACCUGAGAGACCACGUCACGUCUAAUGACGCGGCGGGGGCAAGCUCAUUUUGCAAUCAAAAUUUUGGCGCUAUACUGAAUUCAAUUUUGGAAGGCAUAUCCAAUAUUAAGCAAGAUAAUGACGAAAAAUUCUCACAAUUAAUGACAGACAAUGCAGCCUUCAGGAAUGACAUAAAAUCAGACUUCGCCACACUGACUCAAAAGGUAGAUGAAAUUAAUACACGUCUUUCCAAACAGGUCGACGAUCUUACGGAAAAAUUCGAAACUUUAGAGUUACGACAAAGCGACAAUGCCAAUCACAUCCAUGACUUGACAAAAACCUGUGAAACUAUUAAUUGCAAACUAGAAUCAAACACGCACGCAUGUGACGAAAUUAAUUUAAAGGGAGAUAACCCGUACAAAAAACGAAGAAACAACAAUUUUAAUUCAAGAAGGAAUAGUGGAAACAACAACGCACACAAAGCAAAACAGAAACACUGGCAAAGAAACAACAACACAGAUUACACAAGAAAUGGAACACUUACACCGCACUUUAAUCAGAACGACAACCAGUAUUAUGUGAGACAGUGGCAAACACCGCAACCGCCACCACGAAAUCAUGUUCAGAUGCCACAAGGGAAUUUUGUGCAAACAAGCAACACAAACCAACAACCCUUAGCAGAGUAUGCUGAUACAAAAACAAGACAAGCUGACAGACUAAAUGACCGGAGACAAUUGCUGCUCUGA
Messenger RNA from Schistocerca piceifrons (Central American locust), 888 nucleotides. Its product is annotated as GATA zinc finger domain-containing protein 15-like. The record is from RefSeq and is a predicted model, not a curated record. The coding region runs from base 1 to 888 and encodes 295 amino acids. The transcript has 4 exons. NCBI's taxonomy places the organism in Eukaryota, Metazoa, Arthropoda, Insecta, Orthoptera, Acrididae.